CUCGAUACCACCGACAACCCACACCCAGUUCGCAGGAAGUGCCAUCACCACACUCCAGCACUCAAAAUGGCCCGUCGUCCCGCGAGAUGUUACCGCUACUGCAAGAACAAGCCUUACCCCAAGUCCCGGUUCAACCGUGGUGUUCCCGACCCUAAGAUUCGUAUCUUCGAUCUUGGUCGUAAGAAGGCUAACGUGGAUGACUUCCCCAUGUGUGUCCACCUCGUUUCCAACGAGUACGAGCAGCUCUCCUCCGAGGCUCUCGAGGCCGCCCGUAUUUGUGCCAACAAGUACCUCGUGAAGAUCGCCGGUAAGGAAGGUUUCCACCUGCGCGUCCGCGUCCACCCCUUCCACGUCGUCCGUAUCAACAAGAUGUUGUCUUGCGCUGGUGCCGAUCGUCUGCAGACCGGUAUGCGUGGUGCCUUCGGUAAGCCCCAGGGUCUCGUCGCCCGUGUGAACAUUGGCCAGAUCAUUCUGUCCGUCCGCACCCGUGACGCCCACCGCGCUACCGCUCUUGAGGCCCUCCGCCGCUCCAUGUACAAGUUCCCCGGCCGCCAAAAAAUCAUUGUCUCCAAGAACUGGGGUUUCACUCCCGUCCGCCGCGAGGACUACGUCCAGCUCCGCCAGGAGGGCAAGCUCCGCUCCGACGGUGCUUACGUUCAGUUCCUCCGUGGCCACGGUCUCAUCGAGGAGAACAUGAAGCGUUUCCCCGACGCCUACGAGAACCUUGCUUAG
Molecule: messenger RNA, 732 nt
Organism: Penicillium brevicompactum
Lineage: Eukaryota; Fungi; Ascomycota; Eurotiomycetes; Eurotiales; Aspergillaceae
Product: 60S ribosomal protein uL16
Exons: 3
Coding region: 67-732 (221 amino acids)
Biological process (GO): ribosomal large subunit assembly; translation
Cellular component (GO): cytosolic large ribosomal subunit; ribosome
Molecular function (GO): structural constituent of ribosome
Source: RefSeq, a predicted model, not a curated record